Molecule: messenger RNA, 1170 nt
Organism: Pseudoliparis swirei
Lineage: Eukaryota; Metazoa; Chordata; Actinopteri; Perciformes; Liparidae
Gene: mrpl19
Product: mitochondrial ribosomal protein L19
Exons: 6
Coding region: 14-862 (282 amino acids)
Biological process (GO): translation
Cellular component (GO): ribosome; mitochondrial large ribosomal subunit
Molecular function (GO): structural constituent of ribosome
Source: RefSeq, a predicted model, not a curated record
CAGAAGGUCAGACAUGGCAGCCUGUGCGAAGGGGCUCGACAAAUGUAUGUUUUCACUGAGGUUAUUACGAAACCUGCGGCUCCAAAAUGAACGGUUUCUAUCGACGUCACUGGGUCGUCUUGCUCCGAAGGAGCCGUCGAAGUUCACCCCUCCACCUAAACCUGUCGUCAUAGAUAAAACACAGUCUGUGGCAGCUCUGAGAAAGUUUCUGAGCCCGGAGUUCAUCCCUCCCAGACAGAGGACAGAUCCUUUUAAAUUCACCAUUGAGAGGAAAGAUAUGAUUCGCAGGAGAAAAGUCCUCAACAUCCCUGAAUUCUAUGCAGGGAGCAUCCUUGCAGUGACCAUGGCCGACCCUAAUGCCAGUGGGAAAAUUAACCGCUUUGUUGGCAUCUGUACCCAGAGGAGUGGGAAGGGGCUGGGAGCCACAUUUGUCCUGAGGAACAUCAUUGAUAAUCAAGGAGUCGAAAUAUGCUACGAGAUGUACAGCCCCCGUAUCCAGAAGAUUGACGUGCUGAAGCUUGAGAGGAGGCUGGAUGACAACCUCAUGUAUCUGAGGGAUGCUCUGAACCAGUACAGCACUGUGGACCCGGACAUGACCCCUGUGCCCUUUUCCCUGACUGAUGAGGUGCCCUUCAACAAGAUGAAGGUCAGGAUGCGUCCAAAGCCGUGGUCCAAACGCUGGGAACGACCCAAGUACAACGUCCAGGGCAUUCGCUUCGACCUGUCUCUGACCCCAGAGAAGAUGGAGCACGCCCAGAAGUGGGCACAGCCGUGGCUGGAGUACGACAUGCUGAAGGAGUACGACACGUCCACACUGGAGGAGCAGAUCCUCACCGAGGUCCAGCGGGAGAUGAGCAAGUGAGAGCGAUCCUCUUCGGGUGGCUCAACGUACCAUCAACAGACUUUGUCAGGAGUGGGGGGAAAGGACAGGAACGUGAAGUUUGCAUGGAUGUGGAACACUCUGCUGGAUUAAGUUAAACCCGAUGGAUUACGACAGCCACACCAGUGUGUAUGCGGAGGAGCCCGUAUGGAAUCUGGUGUUGGGAUCUGAGGGGUCAUGCCUUCUUCUUUUAGUUGCAUCAGUCUGCUGUGCAGUAAAUGCUUUUUCAACGUCAUUGUCUUGUGGCAUCCAUCAAGUGGUUUCUAAAAUAAAACCAAUAAACCCUCCAA